GGGGCGCCUCUGUUUCCAGUCGGGUUCAGAUGCGUCUCCACUUUUUUUCCACUGUAGCCGCAAGGCACAGAAACAUUUUUCUUCGCAUACUGAGGAGUGGGGUGGGAUGUUGUGCCCCCCCCCAACCCAGAAGCUGUGAGACAGGGCCUGGUUCCCUGCCGGGAGCAGCUCCAGAAAGGCCCAGAGAACGCAGGAGGGCACCACAGAGGACAGGAGGGGCUUCGCGGAUGCCUGGACCACGCCAGCCGCGGCCCCACCUGCGAGGGGGCGGGACCUUGCGGCGCUGGGCCAAUCAGCACCUACCUGCGCUCACCUGGCCUCUUCCCGCUGGCUCCCUCGUACCGCGGUGCUCAAAGGCUUGCGGAGAGCUUAGUGGAGCGCUAAGCAGCCGUCGCGGCAGCUUCUUCACUCCUCUCUGUCCAGCCAUGGGGCUCCCUAGUGGCCCUCUCGCGUCCCUCCUCUUCCUCCUACUCCAGGCGCAGGUUUGCUGGCUCCCGUGCGUGGCUUCCGAGCCGUGUGGGGCGGGCUUCGGGGAAGCUGAAGUGACCUUGGAGGCGGGAGGCGUGGAGCUGGAGCCGGGCCAGGCGCCAGGGAAAGUUUUCCUGGGCUGCCCUGGCCAAGAGUCGGCCCUACUUAGCGCUGAGGACGACUUCACUGUGCUGAACGGCGGAGCAGUUCAGGAAAGGAAGGCACUGAAGAUCUCCCCAUCCAAACGGAUCUUACGAAGACGCAAAAGAGAAUGGGUGGUCCCGCCGAUAUCUGUCCCUGAGAAUGGCAAGGGUCCCUUCCCCCAGAAGCUGAAUCAGCUCAAAUCUAAUAAGGACAGAGGCACCAAGAUUUUCUACAGCAUCACGGGGCCUGGGGCAGAUAGCCCCCCUGAGGGUGUCUUCUCCAUAGAGAAGGAGACAGGCUGGUUGUUGUUGAAUAAGCCACUGGACCGGGAGAAGAUUGCCAAGUAUGAGCUCUUUGGCCACGCUGUGUCGGAGAAUGGUGCCUCAGUGGAAGAUCCCAUGAACAUCUCCAUCAUUGUGACAGACCAGAACGACCACAAGCCCAAGUUCACCCAGGAUGUCUUCAGAGGGAGCGUCUUGGAGGGAGUACUGCCUGGUACUUCUGUGAUGCAGGUGACAGCCACAGAUGAGGACGAUGCCAUCAACACCUACAAUGGGGUGGUUGCUUACUCCAUCCAUAGCCAAGAGCCAAAGGACCCACACGACCUCAUGUUCACUGUCCACCGGAGCACAGGCACCAUCAGUGUCAUCUCCAGUGGCCUAGACCGGGAGAGGGUCCCUGAGUACACACUGACCAUCCAGGCCACAGACAUGGACGGGGAUGGCUCCACCACCACGGCAGUGGCCAUAGUAGAGAUCCUCGAUGCCAAUGACAAUGCUCCCGUGUUUGAUCCCCAGAAGUACGAGGCCCACGUGCCUGAGAAUGCGGUGGGCCACGAGGUGCAGAGGCUGACGGUGACGGAUCUGGACGCCCCCAAGUCACCAGCAUGGCGCGCCACCUACCGCAUCUUGGAAGGUGACGAUGGGGACCAUUUUACCAUCGUCACCCACCCUGAGAGCAACCAGGGUAUCCUGACAACCAGGAAGGGCUUGGAUUUCGAGGCCAAAAACCAGCACACCUUGUAUGUUGAAGUGACCAAUGAGGCUCCCUUUGUGCUGAAGCUCCCAACCUCCACAGCCACCAUACUGGUCCAUGUGGAGGAUGUGAAUGAGGCACCUGUGUUCGUCCCACCCUCCAAAUUCAUCGAGGUCCAGGAGGGCAUCUCCACUGGGGAGUCUGUCUGUACCUACACUGCACAGGACCCCGACAAAGGGAGUCAGAAGAUCAGCUACCACAUUCUGAGAGACCCAGCAGGGUGGCUAGCGAUGGACCUGGACAGUGGGCUGGUCACUGCCGCGGGGGUCCUGGACCGUGAGGAUGAGCGGUUUGUGAAGAACAACAUCUAUGAAGUCAUGGUCUUGGCCACGGAUGAUGGGAGCCCUCCCACCACCGGCACGGGGACCCUCCUGCUAACACUUCUGGAUGUCAACGACCAUGGCCCGGUCCCUGAGCCCCGUCAGAUCACCAUCUGCAACCAAAGCCCUGUGGCCCAGGUGCUGAACAUCACGGACAAGGACCUGUCCCCCCAUACCUCCCCCUUCCAGGCCCAGCUCACACACGACUCCGACAUCUACUGGACAGCAGAGGUCAAUGAGAAAGGAGACACAGUGGCCUUGUCCCUGAAGAAGUUCCUGAAGCAAGACACAUACGAUGUGCACCUUUCUCUGUCCGACCAUGGCAACAAGGAACAGCUGACAGUGAUCAGGGCCACCGUGUGUGACUGCCACGGCCGCGUGAAGACCUGCCCCGACCCCAAGGGGGGUUUCCUCCUCCCCAUCCUGGGAGCUGUCCUGGCUCUGCUGCUCCUCCUGCUGGUGCUCCUCUUGUUGGUGAGAAAGAAGCGGAAGAUCAAGGAGCCCCUUCUGCUCCCAGAAGAUGACACCCGUGACAACGUCUUCUACUAUGGUGAAGAGGGAGGUGGCGAGGAGGACCAGGACUAUGACAUCACCCAGCUCCACCGGGGUCUGGAGGCCCGGCCUGAGGUGAUUCUCCGCAACGAUGUGGCGCCAACCUUCAUCCCCACACCCAUGUACCGUCCACGUCCAGCCAACCCAGAUGAAAUCGGCAACUUCAUCAUCGAGAACCUGAAGGCAGCUAACACGGACCCCACGGCCCCACCCUAUGACUCCCUGUUGGUGUUUGACUACGAGGGCAGCGGCUCCGAUGGCGCCUCCCUGAGCUCCCUCACCUCCUCAACUUCGGACCAGGACCAAGACUAUGACUAUCUGAACGAGUGGGGCAGCCGCUUCAAGAAGCUGGCAGACAUGUACGGUGGUGGCCAGGACGACUAGGCCUCCCUGCCAGCAGGGCAGGGACUAAACGUCAGGCUACGGCUGCAUCUCCAGGGGUCUCAGUCCCCAGCGCAGCCAAGGACUUGGGGGCUUGUUGAGAAAUGGCCUUAGCAGCUUGGAGGGAGAGGCCUCGAGUCUGAGGUUACAGGGCUUGGUUUCUAAGCCUUUCAGAAUGGAGGGACAUGGGCAGUUUGACUUCAACACUGACGACCUCUCAGCCUCGGCCAGGGUGGCCUCAGAGGCUGAAUUUCCGGGAGUCUCUUCCCUGCCAUAAAAUGCUCAGCCAUGUGUCCUGGGCCUGGACCGCCUCUGAUGCCCCCAUGAUGACCUUCUCUCUGGAAUGGACCCUUCUCCUUAGAAAGAGGCCUCUUAUUGCAACCUGGCUUUUUUUUUUUUUAUAAUGCUAUUUCAAAAAGUUAGAGGCGGGUCCUCAGCCAUCCCCUGGAAUCUUCCAGAAGCCCAGGCCAGAGCUGCUUGGCUCACUGCAUUUCUCUCUGAUCUCCAGGCCCCGAGGCCUCCUAUUUGAACGGAUUACUGCGUUUUUAUACCGAGCGCGUCUAGGUUGUCCUUUAUUUUUUAUUUUCCCUACUGAGUGCUAUAGAUGAAGGGUGAUGACAAUUGUGUGUACUAGAACUUUUUUAUUAAAGGAACUUUUCCCAGA
Molecule: messenger RNA, 3564 nt
Organism: Diceros bicornis minor
Lineage: Eukaryota; Metazoa; Chordata; Mammalia; Perissodactyla; Rhinocerotidae
Gene: CDH3
Product: cadherin 3
Biological process (GO): calcium-dependent cell-cell adhesion; multicellular organism development; cell morphogenesis
Cellular component (GO): adherens junction; cytoplasm; plasma membrane
Molecular function (GO): calcium ion binding; cadherin binding
Source: RefSeq, a predicted model, not a curated record